AGUAUUGUCGAGUCCAGUUUUCCUCAAGCGCUAGGAGUUCGAUUGUGAAGACAGACUGGAACAAGGAGCACUCUUGGCCGACCUUUGAACAACAGUAAAAUUUGCAGUAUUGUAGCAGACCGUCACAAGAGAAAGAUGCCUUUGGGUGACGAUGGCCAUGCCUGGAAAAAGAAAACCUCAGACGUGAAGGAGAACUACGACUUCAAAGAGAUUCUGGGAACGGGGGCGUUCUCUGAGGUGGUCCUAGCAGAGGAGAAGAGGACCCAGAGGCUGGUAGCCAUCAAGUGCAUCCCCAAGAAAGCCCUGGAGGGCAAGGAGAACAGCAUUGAGAAUGAGAUCGCUGUUCUACACAAGAUCAAACAUACCAACAUCGUCUCUCUAGAGGAUAUCUUUGAGAGUAAAUCACACCUGUACCUUGUCAUGCAACUGGUGUCUGGAGGAGAGCUGUUUGACCGGAUUGUGGAGAAGGGCUUCUACACAGAGAGGGAUGCCAGUAAACUCAUCCAGCAGAUUCUGGAUGCUGUCAAGUACCUCCAUGACAUGGGCAUCGUCCACCGCGACCUCAAGCCUGAGAACCUGCUGUACUACAGUAUGGAGGAGGACUCCAAGAUCAUGAUCAGUGACUUUGGUCUGUCUAAGAUCGAGGGGUCUGGCAGCGUCAUGUCUACAGCCUGUGGGACGCCUGGCUAUGUGGCCCCUGAAGUGUUGGCUCAGAAGCCUUACAGCAAAGCUGUAGACUGCUGGUCCAUCGGAGUCAUCGCCUACAUACUGUUAUGUGGCUAUCCUCCAUUCUACGAUGAAAACGAUGCAAAGCUUUUUGAGCAGAUCCUAAAGGCAGAGUAUGAGUUUGACUCUCCAUACUGGGACGACAUCUCUGAUUCAGCUAGAGACUUUAUCAAGAACCUGAUGGAAAAAGACCCACUAUCACGGUACACUUGUGACCUGGCUCUGCAGCACCCAUGGAUUGCCGGUGACACCGCCCUCGACAAAAACAUCCAUGAGUCUGUCAGUGCACAGAUCAAGAAGAACUUUGCCAAGAGCAAGUGGAGGCAAGCCUUCAACGCCACGGCUGUGGUACGUCACAUGAGGCGACUCCAGCUUGGCACCAGCCAGGAGGGGCCCAGCCAGACCACCCUGCCCAGCCAGACCACCCUGCCCAGCCCUUGCAGGGCCCAGCUGCUUCUGCCAGAGGAGCACCCGGAACACACCGAAACUCAGGGGGAGGGGGGAUGCUCCCAGAGUGCAGAAGGUGGAGUGGAGCGGGACCCCCUCGCCAACUGCACCUACCGCUGCCACCCCACCAGCCUGGUCUGAACCCAGACCAGCCCAGCUUUCUCAGCAUCUGGCCAAACUACCCACCCAUGACUUUGACAUUUAAACCUCCGGACACCGGAGAACCAGCUCCCCAGUCUGGCCGGGAGCUCCGAGCUGUUCCAGACCCCCUGCCACCAGGGGGAGGUACCGUGUAAAGAAUCCUGUUUGGGAAGGGAGGUUGGAGAACGGAAGACUUGAUGAUGAUGCCAACAGUGCAGAGCACUUUAAUGAGGAUUGAGUGUGGAGAAUGGGAUUAAAGAGGAUGAAAA
Messenger RNA from Hypomesus transpacificus, 1583 nucleotides. It is a transcript of the gene camk1b, whose product is annotated as calcium/calmodulin-dependent protein kinase Ib. The transcript has 12 exons. Bases 136 to 1314 code for a protein of 392 amino acids. Gene Ontology annotation, molecular function: calcium/calmodulin-dependent protein kinase activity; ATP binding; calmodulin binding. Gene Ontology annotation, cellular component: intracellular anatomical structure. Gene Ontology annotation, biological process: peptidyl-serine phosphorylation. The record is from RefSeq and is a predicted model, not a curated record. NCBI's taxonomy places the organism in Eukaryota, Metazoa, Chordata, Actinopteri, Osmeriformes, Osmeridae.